Molecule: messenger RNA, 1220 nt
Organism: Nymphaea colorata (pocket water lily)
Lineage: Eukaryota; Viridiplantae; Streptophyta; Magnoliopsida; Nymphaeales; Nymphaeaceae
Product: putative Myb family transcription factor At1g14600
Exons: 6
Coding region: 211-1050 (279 amino acids)
Molecular function (GO): DNA-binding transcription factor activity; DNA binding
Source: RefSeq, a predicted model, not a curated record
CCCAAUAAAAGGGCCCAUAGCGCCUGUCUCUGUUCCUUAUCAUUUCACCCUACGACCUUUUUCAUUCCAUAAGGAAUUCUGAUCUGAAGAGGGAAAAGACAAAGAAGAAGAAGAAGCUGGGAAGAAGAAGAAGAAGAAGAAGAAGAAGAAGAAGAAGAAGAAAAAGGGGAAGAAGGAGAAAAAGAAAUCCGAAGAGGAAAGGAAACAUAAAUGGGAAAGUGCAAGAAGGUGGGAGGUGUGAGACAGUAUAUCAGAUCGAAGACUCCUCGGCUUCAAUGGACUCCCGACCUCCACCGCUGCUUCGUCGAAGCUAUUGACCAUCUUGGUGGCCACCGCAAGGCAACGCCGAAGCUUGUUCUUCAGAUGAUGGGACUGAAGGGAUUGAAGAUUUCUCAUGUAAAAAGCCAUCUUCAGAUGUAUAGAAGCAGUAAGAAUGGCAUGAAGGCAGAGACGCAGAUCACCAAGAGGCCAUUUCGCUAUGAUAAUGGUCAUGAAUCUGAGUUGUCAUCAGAAACCUCUCGAAACUUCAACUUCAUGCACGAUUAUUCUCACCAUGGCUGUUCAUUGAAUAGAAGAUGGGAGGAGGAAAAUUGUGAUGACUUGGUAAGCAAAAGGACGCCAUGGACAGCUUUGGAGACGUUGAAAGGAAACAUCAAUUGCGACUAUUUCAAAGGCCGUAGCAGCGGUAACAGACGAGAACAAGAAAAUAACGAAGCGGAGCAGCUUACAUAUAUGGCCAACCCGUCCAACAUCUCCAAAUUAAUAAAGACAGAACUGAAGAGGGAAGACUGGCUAGAGGCGCCACCAUUGAGCUCUAUUUCGUCCUCAUUUGUAGGCAGUGAAGCGAAGACCAAGCAAGUCGAAGCGAUUGACAGGUGUGAAUUGUCACUUCCAGGCUUCUGGAGAAGGGCUGGCUCCUCCUCGACGAUUGAUACCAGUGAAGUCAUGUCCUUGUUUCCCAUAAUUAAAUGCAUGGACGGCACCAACAGCGCCAGUGACGAAAGAGAGAUCAACCUGGAUCUGUCCAUAUCUAUUCCUGGCUCACACUAGAACCCUGAUAGAGACAAACUCUGUAAAUGGCUGUCUGUACAACGUUGAGCAGAAAGGGCCUUCGUUAUGGUACCGAUUUACCUCGGGAGGUAUAUAAGAUGCCCAUCUUUUUUUUACCACAAUAACUUGGGAAUUCUCCCCAGAAGUUUCCAUGAAUUAUUGGUGUACUC